UGUGCUAGCGGUCAAAUCUGUCAUAAUGGGAAAUGCGUUUGCACCGGCAAGGAAACGCUUUGUAGCUCUACCUGCGUUGACACCAAUUCUGACAGCCAAAAUUGCGGAACUUGUGUGCGCUAGUGGUCAAACUUGUGAUAAUGGGAAAUGUGUUUGCACCGGCAAGGAAACACUUUGUAGCUCUACCUGCGUUGACACCAAUUCUGACAGCCAAAAUUGCGGAGCUUGCGGCAAUGCUGUAUUGACCAAACUUGUCAAAGUGGAAUAUGUACCCAAACCUGUCCCAAUGGUCUAA
Molecule: messenger RNA, 295 nt
Organism: Acaulospora colombiana
Lineage: Eukaryota; Fungi; Glomeromycota; Glomeromycetes; Diversisporales; Acaulosporaceae
Source: the annotation of a GenBank genome assembly